CUUUCAAAGAGUGCUGUCGAGUCUUGUCCACUUUUUGGGGUGCCGCGCAAUGGCCAGCAAUGGACGGUCAGGUGUCAUGGUGGAGUCCCAAGCUGCUCGGCGACGAGCCUUUCAGGCCUACUUUGCAGAUGAAGGGCAUUGCACCACGAGCCAGUGCGACUUCUUCCAGGUGCCGCGGGCUCGUGAGUUCUCGGUGGAUCGGAUGCAACGACCGGUGGUGGCCUCUUCUUUCCUUGGGGCUAUAGAGGCACCGGCUGCAUCAUCCACAGUGAGAGUGCUGACAGCUGCGCCUCCUUUGCGGAGUUCCUUCACAAUGUACCACGGCGACUUCCGGUCCGAGUUGUGCAGUGAUGGUGAGGCCAUGCGGAUCGACCCUGAGGGCAAACCAUACCUGGUGGACACCCAAGCUCGACAUGACGUCCAGCUGGACUUCGCCUUGAUGAUCGCUUUGGUGAUCUUCGUUGGAACUGCAGUGGCGGGCGUCACUUUCGGGAUGAAUCAGGCCAAGAAUCGUGAGGCCUCCGCAGGCUCAGAGGCCUCUGACGCCCCGGUAGCCGCUGUGGCCGGUGCUGGCGCUGUCGCAUCGCCUGCGGCGAAGACAAAGGCGAAGGCGAAGCCCAAGCCAAAGCCGAAGGCGCAAUCCUAGCGCGACCAAAGCUUUGCCGCGCGGAGAACCGGGACACGUUGGUGGGAAAUGCAGA
Molecule: messenger RNA, 701 nt
Organism: Durusdinium trenchii
Lineage: Eukaryota; Dinophyceae; Suessiales; Symbiodiniaceae
Source: the annotation of a GenBank genome assembly